AUGGCAGCUGAUGAAGCUGGCUGUUUUGACACACUUUCCUGUUCAUCAUGGCCCACAUCUCCAGGCCUCCGGUGGGAAAAGCGAUGGUGUGACCUCAGGCUCAUUCCACUACUGCAUGCCCGCUUCUCCCAGUACAUUCCCGGGACUGACCUGAGUCGGCAGAAUGCUUUCCAAGUUGUUGCUGUGGAUGGAGUCUGCAGUGGAAUUAUUCAGUGCCUCUCUGCUGAAGACUGCAUGGAUUGGCUCCAAGCAUUAGCAGCAAAUAUUUCAAACCUCACAAAACACAAUAUCAAAAAAAUCAACAGAAACUUCCCUGUGAACCAGCAGAUAGUCUACAUGGGCUGGUGCGAAGCACGGGAGCAAGAAUCCCUCCAGGAUCGUGUGUACACACCUGUCUUUCUUGCCCUGAGGGGCUCCUGUCUUUACAGGUUCCCAUCACCUCCAGUGACUACCUGGGAUUGGACACGUGCAGAGAAAACUUUCUCUAUAUGUGAGACCAUGUGCAAGGUUCUCAAGGACAGUGACCUGCUGGAUCAGAGGAAAUACUGCUUUACUAUGCAGUCUGAGUGUGGGGAGGACUUCUACUUCUCUGUGGAGCUAGAGAGUGACCUUGCCCAAUGGGAACGAGCCUUCCAAACAGCCACCUUCCUAGAAGUGGAGAGGAUACAGUGCAAGACCUAUGCAUGUGUGCUGGAGAGUCACCUAAUGGGCCUCACUAUUGACUUCAGCACUGGCUUCAUCUGCUAUGAUGCAGCAACAAAGGCUGUACUUUGGAGGUUUAAAUUUUCUCAGCUUAAAGGCUCAUCAGAUGACGGCAAAAGCAAAAUAAAAUUUUUGUUUCAGAAUCCAGAUACUAAACAAAUUGAAGCAAAGGAGUUGGAAUUUUCAAAUUUAUUUGCUGUUCUUCACUGUAUUCAUUCAUUUUUUGCUGCCAAAGUAGCUUGUUUAGACCCUCUAUUUUUAGGUAAUCAGGCUGCUGCUUCUGCUGCUGGCAGCUCUGUUCCUACAAGCAAAGCAAAGCACAUGGCUUGA
This is a messenger RNA of Cricetulus griseus (Chinese hamster), 1032 nucleotides long. The record is from RefSeq and is a predicted model, not a curated record. NCBI's taxonomy places the organism in Eukaryota, Metazoa, Chordata, Mammalia, Rodentia, Cricetidae.